CGCCAUCCCAAGAACCUAGUGACGUCACAUACAAUGUCAGGAAGUAACUGUAGCAGUAAGAAACACAAUUGAUGGUGCCGAAAUGUGAAACGGAAGAUCGUCUGCGCCCUGUUAGCGCCCGGUGUACACGAGCAGACGACGGCCUGCUACCCCCGGGCAAAGGUCAGCCCGUGAGGGUGGCGGCUGGAACUGCGGCAGGUUAGCCUGGCACUCACACGGUGCCACCACGCCAUCACCGCUCGCCGCGCAGUCAGUGACAGCCGCUGAAGUCACCGACAGCCACCGUUUGUCGCCAGUUUGCCAGCCCACUCAACGCUGCUGAUUAACUUUUAUCAACUUUUAAGUGGAUGCUGUCUAAAUCCGAGUGGAUAAUAUAAGCGUGGAUAACAACACGAGUACUGGAUGGCUUCACGAAGUGGAUAACUCAUUGUUUUAGUGUUUGAAUACACCACCUAGCCUGCAGGGGUACACAAGACUGUAUGUACAGCUCGUCAAGCUGAGCCUCGCUUGGACGCCAGCCAGACGAGUCACGUGGGGUGCUGUAUGAUCCCGCCCCUAUGAUUAGAUAACUCACGUCCAAGCAAAGCAUGGGUGGCGCCACAAGGACGGACAUGAUGACGUCAUCAAGCUUGUGUGUGCUGGCAGCAAGUUGUCUUCUGCUCACGCUGACCUACACGUGCGCUGACACGAGCGUCGCAGACGUCAGGUACGGCGUUCUGCUGGACGCUGGGAGCUCCAGCACUAAGCUCAAGGUAUACAGUUGGGUGUUACCGUCUGGCAAGUCUGGCCUGCCAAAGAUUGAUCUGGUCAACGGUAAAAGGUCGACCUUCCCACCUGGGCUGGACGACUUCAAGAGAAACGUCACGGCCAUCCACGGCUACAUGGAACAGAUCCUGUCGUCUGCCGUCUCCCGCGUCCCGCCCCACCUCAUCGCGGACACGCCCAUUUUCCUCAUGGCCACGGCGGGGCUCCGGUACAUGACCGCUGAAGACGCCAACGAUUUGCUGCAGACGACCAGGUCGGUGCUGGCCAACUCCACCCUCAACCCCUUCCUCUACGACCCCUCCCGCAUCAGCCUGUUGUCCGGGGAGGAGGAGGGCGUGUUCUCCUGGAUAGCGGCCAACUACAUCUCUGGCUUCUUCUCGGCUCACGCCCCCAACAAGUCUGUGGGGGUGCUAGAGAUGGGGGGUGGCUCCACACAAAUUACCUUCCUACCUAAUGGACCUCUGUUUUCUGAAGAAUACCAGGUUACCGUAGCUGGGAAGAGAUACCAGCUGUACGUACAAAGUUACCUGCAGUAUGGAUCGAAUGGGAUGAAGAUCAAGGUCGCCGACCAUCUCGUGGCUAAAUCUCCAGGUCAGAAGGAAAUCAAGAAUCCCUGUAUGUUGAAGGGCGAUCACGCCGUUAUAAAUCUUGACGGCCGUAGGAUCAACCAGACGGGCACCAGCGGGCCAUUGGACUGUCUGGAGAUUCUGCGAGAAAUUCUCAAGCCCUACACAGGCAACAAGUGUCAGCCUAAGCCGUGUGCUAUUGGAUCUGUCUACCAGCCGAGUGUGGAGGACAUCCAGUUUUUGGCCACUCAGGUGUUCCAACACGCGCCCAACGAUCUUAAAGCCGUUGGCGAUAACAGGCUCCUAAACAUCAGCCAUUUGGAAGAGAUGGCUAUAGGUCACUGCAAUAAGAGCAUGCAAGAUAUUUCCGCGGACAAGUCGCGGUACGCCUCAGAGAAUUGUCUGAUGGGCUUGUACAUCCCCACCCUGCUCACCACCUCCUACGGCUUCAGGCGGAACACGAGCAACAUCCGGUUUGCACCCAAGUCCAGCAACAUAGACUGGGCACUUGGUGCCAUGCUAGUGGAGCUGUCCACUACCUUCAGCCAGGACAAGUCCCAGUACAUGGUCACCUGCCCGCCGCCAUCAGGUCACAGCAAGUCUGACAAUUCCAGCCCUCGACACACAGCCGGCUGUCUAGUCUUAUUCUUCAGUGUCCUGGUUUUACUCGUGUAACUGUCUAGUCUUACUUGUCUAUGUGCUUGGAAUUGCAAGUGUGAGAAUGAGAUUUCAAUGGAUUUGAGUGUAGGAUAUUUCAAUGUAUGUAUGUGUCCAGAUUUGACUGCGUGAAUCCUAUUUGCAUAAAUAUAUUAAGGGACAUAAUCACAGAACUAAACAAUUCAGCCCUCUUAGGUAUUGGGAAACUUCCAAGGAUAAUCUUUUGUUAACACCAGAGGAUAGAUGACCCCAGGAGGGAGCUGGGUGUCACACCAUUACAGCAUCUUUUUUCCCCACCAUGAGACAUAACUGGGUUUUUUUUUUACUUUUUUUUUAAUUGUUGAUCUAUUUUUUUUACACACAUGGAAUUUCUAUUGAUGUCAUACAUUUGUUGUAUUUUUUACAUGCAAUAAUUUAACUGCCUUAAUACAACUUUAGGUAUAUACAUGUGAAACCUUGUACUUUUCAUUAUUUUCUUCUUGAAAUAAAAAUAAUUAAAAUAGA
Messenger RNA from Physella acuta, 2492 nucleotides. Its product is annotated as ectonucleoside triphosphate diphosphohydrolase 1-like. Gene Ontology annotation, molecular function: UDP phosphatase activity; GDP phosphatase activity; ribonucleoside triphosphate phosphatase activity. The record is from RefSeq and is a predicted model, not a curated record. Gene Ontology annotation, cellular component: plasma membrane. Gene Ontology annotation, biological process: nucleoside diphosphate catabolic process. NCBI's taxonomy places the organism in Eukaryota, Metazoa, Mollusca, Gastropoda, Physidae.